AUGGCUAUGUGGCUGUCAAGGUGCAUCGUGCUCGCACUGUGCACCCUGCUUUGCGAGGUUCAUGCCCGGGCAGUGUUUGCGCACUUCAUGGUCUCCAACACGGCCGGCUACCAAGUGUCGGACUGGGAGGACCAUAUGACGGAGGCCAUCAAUGCCCACAUCGAUGCGUUCGCCCUCAACAUAGCCAACGACGAGAGCACCACCGACACCUCGCUAGGCAACGCCUUCCUGGCCGCCGAGAACGUCGGCUUUUCCCUGUUCUUCUCCUUCGACUACGCCGGCAACGGUGCCUGGGACAAGGCCAAAGUGAUUGCCCUGAUUAACGCCUAUGCUGGAUCCUCCAAGGCCUACUGGCACCAUGGCUCUCAGCCCCUGGUCUCCACCUUUGAAGGUUCUGGCAGUGCUGAAGACUGGGUGGACAUCAAGAAGCAGACCAACUGCUUCUUUAUCCCAGACUGGUCUUCUCUCGGCGCCAAACCGGCUGCGGCCGAGGCCGGCGGAGUUGCCGAUGGUCUGUUCAGCUGGGCAGCCUGGCCGUACGGGCCUAACGACAUGGACACCUACAUCGAUGCCUCGUACCAGCAGUAUCUCGCGGGCAAGCCGUACAUGAUGCCUGUGUCGCCGUGGUUCUUCACCAACAUGCCCGGCUACAACAAGAACUGGCUGUGGCGCGGUGACGAUCUGUGGUACGACCGCUGGCAGCAGGCCAUGUACCUGGCUCCCGAGUUCAUUGAGAUUAUCUCGUGGAAUGACUACGGCGAGUCCCACUACAUUGGGCCGAUCUACGAUAUCCACAAUGACCUGGCCGCGGCCAGCUACGCGGCAUUUGACAAGGACAAGGGCGAUGCGCCCUACAACUACGUCGCUGGCUAUGACCACAGCGGCUGGCGUGCUCUGCUGCCCUUCCUGAUCGAUACCUACAAGUACAACGUCUCGACCAUCACCGAGGAGGGCCUGACUGCGUGGUACCGUCUGAAUGCGGCCGGGUCGUGCGCGUCAGACGGCGGCACGACGGGGAACACAGUGAGCCAGCUCCAGCUUGAGUACCCGCCCAAGGACAUCCCCCAGGACAAGAUCUUCUAUUCUGCGCUGCUGGCCUCCCCAGCAGACGUUGUGGUGACGGUGGAUGGCGUCAGUCUGGGUGCCGCCUGGACGCAUACGCCUAGCGGUGAUGCCGGCAUCUAUCACGGCAGCGUUUCCUUCACAGGGCACUCUGGCAGCGUUGAGAUCACCGUCACGCGAGGAGGCAGCACAGUGGUAUCGGUCUUGGGAGAGGAUAUCUUCAGCGGAUGCUCCAACACCCUUGGGAUCGAGAACUGGAACGCGUGGGUGGGCAGCAAGAUGGCUGGAAACGGAGUCUCUGCUAUACCGGCCUCGCUGGCCGACCAGGUCUGCGUUGAGGGCUGGGGCAAGGGCAACUUCAAUGGUCUGUGCGAGUUCACCUGCGGCCUGGGAUACUGUCCGGUGGGCGCCUGCGUGUGCACCAAGAUGGGCCCGCCGCCAACCAAGCCCAAAGCCACCGGCAUCCAGGGAUAUCCCACGGCCGGCGAAAGCCCCAGCUACAGCGGCCUGUGCUCGUUCGCCUGCAACUACGGCGGCUGUAUUGAGGGCGUCUGCGGCACUGCCAAGGUCCCUCUCACUAUCCCCACAGUGUCCCCCUUCACUCCUGAUACCUGCACGGCCGGCAGUGGCGAGGGCUCAUUCGCCGGCCUCUGCAGCUACGCCUGCAACGUGGGAUACUGCCCAAUCCACAACUGCACCUGCACGGCGACAGGUCCGCUGAAUGUCCCCAAAGCCGCAAACGCGAGCAUCCAUGCCGUCUCCACCGUUGGAGGCGACAGCGGCCUCUGCACCUUUGCCUGCGACCGGGGCUACUGCCCAUCUCCAACGUGCGUCAGUGACAAGGACAGCCCGGCCCCAGCCUGUGCGGACGACGGCACCGAUCCACGCCCAGAGUGUGCAGAGGUUGACGUGUGCGACUUCACCAAGUCGUACCCGACACUGGAUGACCUGGAAGCAGCUCUCGACACAAUUGAGCCGGCAUGCGUCGACUUCUACACGCUGGACGGGCUCGGCACUACAAUGGGCCAGACGCUCGACAACUACACGCACAUCACAAGCAGCUACGACUCCAAGUUUGACGACUACGUCAAGUACGUCAAGGAGGUCAUAAACAUCCAGCUGGAGGACUUUAUGAGCUCUGAUGAGCCUUACGGGCCUGGCAACCAGUUUUUCCGGUGCACAUACAGCAAAUCUGGCAGGAAUGAGACGCCCACCUCCUGCCCCGGUGAUAUUGGCAUCCAAUCGGGCACCUACACCGUCUACUAUGAUCUGAUCGAUCCCGACGGCUUCUAUAGCAACCUGACGGCCACAUACGGCAUUGAGCGGGACUGGGUGGUCUUCAAGGAGAGCAAGCUGGAUCUGACCUGCACGCCGCCAAUGGACAAGGGUGGCUGUUUGGCGUUGCAUCGCAAAUACGAAGGCUUCCCUGUUAAAGCACCUGACAGCGACAUCAAGGUCGCCAACCCAAAGGACAUCAUGACACAAGCCAUGCCCCACAUCCAGAACCUCACCGAAAACAUGGUCGUGGCGCAGAUCGAGCUGGCUCUGGGAUCGUGGAUGGGCCUGACAGACGACGUGGUACAGAGCUUCUCGAUGGCCGUCUUCCUCCUCAGCCAGGCCGUGAUCAACAUGCAGAAUGUAGUCGACGUGGCCGAAAAGUACGAAGAGGCAAAGAAGAAGGAGAUGAUCAAUGACAUUCUCAUGGGCAUACUGUUGGUAUUGCCAUUUCUGGGGGAGCUGGACGUGAUUUCCGACUCCUUGCUCGGCAUGUCUCGGAUCAUCACCAUGAUUGGAGAGGCAGGCAUGGGCGCCAUGACGGUCUACUCAGCUGUUGAGGACCCGACGAUGGCGCCGCUGACGAUUCUGGAAACGCUGCUGAUGUACGGCAUGAGGAAUCCGGGCGAUUUCGACCAGAUGGGCACUGCGCGUCGGGGCAUGACCGAGGACGAGAUCAAGAGCAUCGGCGCGUCCUUUAAGGAGCGGAACGAUCAGUUCCAGACGAUUGUGGCAAAGUGUGCCAAGGCUCCCUGAUGAAUAACAGGUAUAAUCAGUGUAAUAUAUAUUCUCCAGACUUAAAUCCUAUUGAGGAAUUCUUUGCCGAGCUUAAAGCUAUCCUCCCUGGUGAAUUCUUUCGUGGGCCCCAUUGUAAACCGCGCAAUAUUUUAGAUUUUCGAGGGAUCAAUGGAGAUUUAGCAUAUGAGACUCGUACGGUUGUUAACCACCCGUCAAGUCGUAG
Monascus purpureus is the source of this 3298-nucleotide messenger RNA. NCBI's taxonomy places the organism in Eukaryota, Fungi, Ascomycota, Eurotiomycetes, Eurotiales, Aspergillaceae. The record is from the annotation of a GenBank genome assembly.